AUGCCCAUCUCCGACUGUCCUUUCCACUCACUCCUCAGGGAAUUCCCCCACCUGACCAACCCCUCAUUCCGUGAAGUGGACAUCAAACACACAGUCACCCACCACAUUUCCACCACCGGACAUCCCAAAUCCUGCCGACCACGUCGUCUUGAUCCGGACCGUUUGAAGAUUGCCAAGGCAGAGUUCGAACACAUGCUUGAGCUCGGCAUCAUCCGACAGUCCGACAGCUGCUGGGCAUCACCCCUCCACCUUGUCCCAAAGAAGAGCGGCGACUGGCGGCCGUGUGGUGACUAUCGGACGUUGAACUCUGUGACUGUCCCCGACCAGUAUCCCGUCCCGCAUAUCCAGGACUUCACUCUUUCGCUGCACGGUAAGCGAAUAUUCUCCAAGAGUGACCUUGUGCGUGCCUACCACCAAAUCCCAAUCGAAGCCAGUGAUUUGCCGAAAACUGCAGUGACCACACCCUUUGGGUUAUUCAAAUUCACUCGUAUGCCCUUUGGUCUGAGGAACGCUACUCAAACCUUUCAGCGAUUCAUUGAUCAGGUUCUGCGAGGUCUCGACUUCGUGUACGCCUACAUUGAUGAUUUGCUGGUGGCUAGCUCUAACGCUGCUGAACACGAGAGUCAUCUUCGUCAACUCUUCGAACGGCUCGACUCCUUCGGCGUUGUAAUCAAUGCUGCUAAAUGCGAGUUUGGAGUCCCCAGCCUUAUCUUCCUUGGUCACGAAGUGAACUCAGAUGGGAUAAAGCCCGUCCCGGCAAAAGUUUCGGCCAUAUCGACGUUCCCCGUCCCGACAACCAUCAACCAACUACGCCGAUUCUUGGGGAUGGUGAACUACUAUCACCGUUUUCUGCCCCAUGGUGCCACCAUACUGCAGCCGCUCAACAGCCUGUUGGCUCACUCCAAUAAGACACUAGUGAUCACCGAGGAGGCCGUCAAGUCCUUCAAUGACGUCAAGGCCGCACUUGCGGAUGCAACAUUGCUUGCCCAUUUUCGCUCAGAUGCUCAGCUAACUCUCAUGACAGAUGCUUCCAGCACUGCCGUUGGUGCAUCACUGCAGCAAACUGUUAGUGGUGUUCUACAGCCUUUGGCUUUCUUCUCGAAGAAGCUCAGCCCAACAGAGACCCGCUACAGUGUCUUCGGCCGAGAACUCCUUGCCGUCUACCUAUCCAUCCGGCACUUCCGCCAUUUCCUCGAGGGUCGUGAAUUUGUUGUUCUAACAGAUCACAAUCCACUCGUUUUUGCUCUGAGGGCCUCUCCCGAUCGAUAA
Messenger RNA from Spirometra erinaceieuropaei, 1269 nucleotides. Lineage: Eukaryota; Metazoa; Platyhelminthes; Cestoda; Diphyllobothriidea; Diphyllobothriidae. The record is from the annotation of a GenBank genome assembly.